UCCAAUCCUGUUCUUCUCCGCGCAGCUCAGUUUCUAUUCCUUCACGUAGGAUCAAUAACAUCAGCACCAAUAGGAGCCCCAUGCAUGUCGAAUUGAUUCUUGGCACUCAACCCACGCUUCAUUCCUAGCAGUAUCCUGCAGUAAAUCCCCGUAUUGUCACAAACCCUUAGCGAAUAAGCUUGUGGUGACAGCUUAAGAUAUUCCUUUGCUCGAAGUCAUAAGACGGGGCAUGCACCUUGCUCACUAAGGCUGUGCGGUCUCCAGGCUUGUCACCUACAUCUUAGUUAACCUAAGGCAAAGGCCUGGCUCAGUCGCGGCACUUAGAUUGCCCUGUGCAAACGGACCUAAGCAGACGGACCUGCAACGCCUCAGCCGGGCCAGCCUCCCGUUCCUGCCAUGAAAUCGCCAGCUAGCGAGGGAAAGCGAGUAACGAACGAUGUUACAGUUCAGCAGUUCAACCAAACAAGCACGAACAUCGGCGGCACUGCAGAAGGCCUCCGGAGGUCGUUGAGGGAGCUCGAGGCGGACCUGAAGAAGGACGAGGAGGGCAAGAAAGAGUACGAGACCUACCUGAAGCGCCUCGAGGUGCAGCGAGCCGACCUGCAGAAGAAGGUGGACGAGCAUAAGGCCUGGCUGGAGGCGGCUGACGCCAAGGGCGCGGAGAGCUCGGAGCAGCAGUACAUGCGGCUCUUGGAGCAGAUCCAGCACAUCUACGAGGGAGCAAAGGAAUUCCACGGCAAGGGAAUAGAUCUGUUGAUUAAAGAGUUCGGCUACCACAUCGCGUAUAAGCGCUGGAACGACACCUUCACCGCCAUCCCUUUUAAACCCAAAUGAGGCCGCAGCGCUGCUACAUAAUUACUGUACGGCAGAGGCCAUGCUGUCUAGCCGCGAGGAGGCGGUGGUGGGAAGGCUUCCGCUCUAGCAUACAGUUGAACUACUUCUCGGAUAUGUAACGGCGUCAGGAUUGUUUUAGAUAGCCAUUAGCAUGUAUAGAAUGAUUUGGGUCGGAACUUAUAGCUAGACACGGUAGCCGCUAAUUCCUGUCAUACAGGUACGGCUUGGCCCCUGUGUCAUCGGGGCAUGCCCUUGAAUGAUUUGUGAAGAUGCGUGUAUGAAGGAUUUGGAGAGCCGGAGCUGCAUACCGUACUUAUGGUAGUCUUGUGUAGCGCUGUACGUAUUCCUACUUGUACCCUAGCUGUACAUGUCUAAUGUCAUGGGCAUACGCUGGCUUUCCUGAUGAUAGUGGUUUGCCGGGUAGGCAAACGCUUCAAGCUGUCGGCAACAAUCAAGGCAACUUAUCAUGGACAGUCCUUUGACCCCUCCGCGCGAACCUCACGCUUCACCCCAUGCGGGUUGACGGUUGCAAGCACCUUCACAAUCCCCUAGGCCGUACCACUCGCCCAAGACAUGGUUAACAACACGUAUGAAUGU
This is a messenger RNA of Astrephomene gubernaculifera, 1431 nucleotides long. The record is from the annotation of a GenBank genome assembly. NCBI's taxonomy places the organism in Eukaryota, Viridiplantae, Chlorophyta, Chlorophyceae, Chlamydomonadales, Astrephomenaceae.